Puccinia triticina is the source of this 975-nucleotide messenger RNA. RefSeq lists its product as uncharacterized. The record is from RefSeq and is a predicted model, not a curated record. Gene Ontology annotation, cellular component: peroxisome. NCBI's taxonomy places the organism in Eukaryota, Fungi, Basidiomycota, Pucciniomycetes, Pucciniales, Pucciniaceae. Gene Ontology annotation, biological process: urate catabolic process; purine nucleobase catabolic process. The transcript is spliced from 5 exons. Gene Ontology annotation, molecular function: urate oxidase activity. The coding region runs from base 1 to 975 and encodes 324 amino acids.
AUGUGCAGCAAUGCCGAUCCGUCUAGAGACAUAUCGCCAUCCGACGACAUGGCUCCAUUUUCUCUCGCAACCGCAAGAUACGGCAAGGAAAAGGUCCGAGUCUUCCGAGUUGUCAAAAAGGGUACUUGGCAUGAGGUUGUGGAAUACACUGUCAGCGUGUUACUGGAAGGCCAGAUCGCUUCGUCUUACACCAAGGCGGACAAUUCGGUUGUAGUUGCUACUGAUAGCAUGAAGAACACUAUCAACGUCUUCGCGAAGAACUCACCCCACGUGCUUACACCCGAGCUGUUCUCGUUGCAUCUCGGCUUGCAUUUCGUUUCUGAAUACGAGCAUAUCGAAAAAGCCAUCGUGACUGUCAUCUCACAUCGAUGGUCCCGUAUCCCCCUUGAUCAAAAACCGCAUCCUCACGCCUUUACCCGUGACGGUAAUGACGUUGAGCGGAUCGAGGCGACCGUCACGAAAGGCCACACUAGCGGUUCAACUUCCAUUGAGUUAAUCACUGGGCUCCAGGAUCUUUUGGUCUUGAAGACCACUGGAAGCGCAUUCGAGAACUUUAUCAGAGAUAAGUGGACCACGCUCCCUGAGGUUUCAGAUCGAAUCCUGUCGACCUCUGUUGAUUGUCGAUGCGCUAUCAAGAUAGAUCUUCCCUCCGACAAAUCACUUGCCAUUUCCUCCCUGGCAAAUCUAGGGAUCGACUUCAAGGCAAUUGCCAAAUCAGUCAGGGAAAUCACUCUUGAAACGUUUGCCACCGACGAAAGCGCUAGUGUCCAAGCUACACUUUACAAAAUGUGCGAACUCAUCCUGACUGCCCACGCUGAGAUUGUCAGAGUAUCUUACAGCCUUCCCAACAAGCAUUACAUCCCAAUUGAUCUGAGUUGGCAUGAAAACAUCCAAAACACGUCUGGCGAAGAUGCAGAUGUCUUCUUACCUCUCGACGCCCCCUCAGGUUUAAUUACCGCCACGGUUUCUAAGUAA